This is a messenger RNA of Funneliformis mosseae, 273 nucleotides long. The record is from the annotation of a GenBank genome assembly. Lineage: Eukaryota; Fungi; Glomeromycota; Glomeromycetes; Glomerales; Glomeraceae.
AUGAUAGUUGCGAAGCGAAAAUCAAAUGAUCAUCAAAGUACGGAAACUCAAGUCAAUAAACUUCCUAGCAAAGUUCAAACGUGGUCUCCAGACCAUGUUAAAAAAUUUCUCGAAGCUUUCCUUCGUCUUACUGAAGAAAAGUUAACUCGAAAAAAUGAUCCAUACGAAAUGGACCCAAGUCCUGCGGAAUCAAUUAUCGAGUUGGUCGAGGAGCUUAACAAAAAUACAGGUUUCAUUACGUUAUACUUAAUCGUUGAUUAUCAUUUAAUUUAA